This is a messenger RNA of Cynara cardunculus var. scolymus (artichoke), 3545 nucleotides long. RefSeq lists its product as uncharacterized. The coding region runs from base 392 to 3151 and encodes 919 amino acids. Lineage: Eukaryota; Viridiplantae; Streptophyta; Magnoliopsida; Asterales; Asteraceae. The transcript is spliced from 3 exons. The record is from RefSeq and is a predicted model, not a curated record.
CAAUUAUGGAACUCUCUUUAUCACCUUCUGUUUGUGGUGGUCGAGAUCCACAUUGUCGAUCUUAGCCAUUAUGGUUGGUUGGUGUUGUUAACAUGGUACAACAAAUCAAGCAGACGGACUUGUUGAAACAGAUGGUGUCUCUUUUUUACACCCAUCUGUUGCUUGUAGGAGAGGUUAGGUCUGCAUACAUAUCAAACCCAAACCCCACCUCCGGGUGGGAGAUACUGAGUUACGUGCCCAUUGAUGCAUUCAUGGUAAUUCAUUGAAUGAUAUAUAAUGCUCUUUGGACUUGAAUUAUGCAAGAUUUGGUUGUUCUAAGCAUAUACUUGUGUAGAUCGACUCUCAUAGAUAGCAUGAUCGAUCGCUUUAUAUUAAUGUUGGUUGAAGUUAAAUGUUAAGAAUUCGUUCCCUGUUAACAAAUAUGUUUGCCGAUGGAGUUUUGUAUUUUAAAUGUUUUUGGAUUGAUGAAUUAACAGGAAUGGGAACAGAAGUACAUUAUAAGAGCUUGUUCCCAGGAUAUUACUCCAUGAGAAAUGUGAAUGAAGAUUCCAAUAGCAGUGGCUGGCAUCUCUUUUAUGGAGAUAAUGCCUUGACAAACGGCCAUUAUUACGAUGGUUUUACUCCAAGAAUGGUCACAGACGCAUAUCUAGGUCAUGACAAAGACGAAUUAAAACAAAAAAUGCUUCAACACGAAGCCAUUUUCAAGAACCAGGUUUCUGAACUCCACCGUCUUUAUAUAAGACAAAGAGACAUGAUGGAAGAAGUUAAAAGGAGGGAGUUCCAUAAAUAUCAGAUUUCUAUCGACACAUCAUCUUCCUCGAGCAUCAUGCCAUCUCAAAAACCUUAUCGAGAUGCUCACAAAUGGCAGAUUUCUAGCUUCCCAUUAGUGAACUCUACUUCCGCUAGACCAUCCAUUUUUGGAGCGGAGAUAAGUAAUUCUCCUUUAAGCUGUUCAAAAGGGAAUGCCUCAAAGGAUUGCGAGCUAUCGGAACGUAGACCUUCAAAAGUUAGGAAAAAGUUAUUUGAUCUUCAACUUCCGGCCCAUGAGUACAUUGAGCCAGAAGAAGGUGAACAGAUGGUAGAUAACCAGGCAUCUGAAAUCUCGAGCUACCCCUCAAAAGAGAACAUCUUUUUGCCUAAAAAUGGAGUAAAAAGAUUUCUUGAUGAUGGUGGGAAGAAAGAUAGUUACAAAGAUGGUCAACACUUCAUGGGAUCUAAUGGGCUGGCUGAUCUUAAUGAACCGGUUUACAUUCAAGAUGCAACUGCUCUUCCACCUGUCGACUUUUUUGGCGCAUCUGUAAAACCAGAAACAUUCAACCAUCUACCACUUGAGGGAAAAGGCAAUGGAAGAGAUAGGUUUUCCUCCUGUCUGCACGAACCAGGCAAUAGUAGAAGCAAUAUGAACUACACAUCUCAAUGUUUUGAACCCAGAAAGUUGCAGAUACCGUCUGAUACAAUGCAACGCUUACAUGGUAAAGAAGUUCAACGCCGAGCAACAUAUUCAGAAAUCUCUUCCCAAAUUCAAGAUCAUUCCCAUUUAAAUCAAACCCCUUUGAUCUUUGGUGCUUCUAGCGAAUACCAGUUUGUUAAUACCUCAGAUAUCGGAAAUUCGUGGGCCCCCUUGGGUCCAUCUUGGGGAAAACCAAAUGAUAGCUCGACUCGCAAGUUGACCUCGUUUCAAACACACCCGUCAUUCCUAUCAUCUCCAUGGAGCUGGGAGGUUUUUGGAGACAAGUGGCAUAGAAAUGGUGGUUAUGGAAUGAAUACGGGUUCAGGAAGUGAUAUACCUUCCUGCAAUGGGUUUUACCAUGGGUCGUCAUCUGGGUCGAAAGAACGAUCUGCUCGUUUUCCUUCGGUUGGUUUUGAUUAUCGAAACUGCAAUAAGAUUAAUGGGGGGUCUCAAAAGAUCUUCAAAGGUUCAAACUUUGUAGAUUUGACGGAUACUACCAAAGGUUUGGACUUGAAUACUGUUCAAACUUUGUCGAAUGAAGAUGAUGAUGAUUCAAGAAAACACGACCAAACCGUGUUGCCAUGGCUUAGAGCUAAGACAGUUGAUGUGCCAAAGGAGAAAGAUGAUUCUCUGGCUGCUACUAAUAGAAAGCUAUUAGGGUUUCCAAUUUUUGGGAACGUUUGUAUUACAAAAAACGAUGCUUCAUCUGCAGUUUCGACAUCUGCAUCAAUGGAACACAGAGGAAUUGACGUCAAUGUGGCUUGGGAUGAUGGUACGGCUUCUGAGCAUAUCGACAAACAGAUUGAUAUUGAAAGUUGUAACGAAAAAAGGGAAGAAACAGAUGCGGAAAUCAAGAAUUUCAAGAAUCAUUUUGACUUGAACUCGUGUGUGACUGAGGAGGAUGAUGAUUUGUUAGUAACGGAGUCUUACAAAAGCUCGAAGAAGACGAUGACAAUGGAAAUAGAUUUAGAAGCACCCGCUGUUUCGGAGAUUGAGGAGGAAAUCGAACAAAAACCUGAUCAUUCUGAAAGCGAAGAGCUUGCAAAGAUUGCAGCUGAAGCCAUCAUUGCGAUAUCUGGUCAGAAAGAUCAUCUGGGGUCUCCAGUUCAUGGAGCCAAGAACGACGAUGAUCCGCUCUUAUGGUUUGUCGAGGUGAUAAAUUCUUGCAAGAAAAAAGCUCGUGAGAUGGAUGAAUACGAGAUGAUGGCCUUACAACUAGAGGAGACUAAAGAAGAAGAUUACAUGCCUAUGCCGUUGGUUCCUAAAGAAUUUCAGGAACCAGAUGACGUGGGGCCUGCUUUAACGAGUAGGCCCCGCAGAGGGCAAGCAAGGAGAGGAAGGCCACGGAGGGAUUUCCAAAGGGAUAUCCUUCCAGGCAUGGCUUCUUUAUCAAGACAUGAAAUAACCGAAGAUCUCCAGGUCUUCGGAGGGUUGAUGAGAGCUACAGGGCAUUCUUGGAAUUUAGGAUCGACGAGGAAGAAUGGGAAAAAAGCCCGGGGAAGGCGGAAGGUGAAGGCGGUGGAGACAACUCCGACCGCCUCUCCACCGCCACCACCACCACCACCACCACCACCUCCACCUCUGCCAUCGUCACCUAAGCAGGUUAACAACAUUGAGGUGGUGGGAUGGGGAAAGACAACCAGACGGCCUCGAAGGCAAAGAUGUGCUGCAGGUAAUUCUUUUGCAGUCCAGUUAACAUGAUGUCUGUGCAAAGGAAACAAGCAUUUGUAGUUAUAUGAACUCGAAACCAUAGAGGGAAGUGAAAGAAUUUAGGAAAAGCCGAUUUAUGGCUGGUUGAGAUCUCGACCGUGAUUCCAGUAACAACCCCUCGGCAGCAUUUGUUGUGUUUCGUUGUCCUAUGUCGACUUUAUAUUAUUUGAAUACAUACUAUGAUGAAAUUUGGCAUGAUCCAAAGCUUCUCAAAAAGCUGUUAGUUCAUAAGAAAAGAUAGAAUGGCUUAUUGGAGAUGGUAAGAUAGCAGAUCAAGUGAAGUCAUUUUGUAGUGUACCUUGCAAAGUGUUCGACCAAAUGCCUCAAAGAAAAGGAAAUCGAGUUGCAAACCAAGUGAAGUCAUUCGCCAUGUUUGGUGAACUCA